This is a messenger RNA of Caenorhabditis bovis, 1332 nucleotides long. NCBI's taxonomy places the organism in Eukaryota, Metazoa, Nematoda, Chromadorea, Rhabditida, Rhabditidae. The record is from the annotation of a GenBank genome assembly.
AUGAGGUGUCUUGUGAGCGUUCUUCUACUCGUUGGCCCUUCGUUGGCGUGCAUUGGUGGAUUGGGUGGCGGCGGCGGCGGCGGCUGCUGCCCACCAUCUCAACCAUCCUGCGGCGGUGGAGCACCACCAUGCUCUAGCUCGAGCUAUGCCACCGGAGGAGGAGGUGGAUAUGCUGCACCACCAGUUGCUGCUGCUCCACCACCGCCACCACCACCACCACCACCACCACCACCGCCACCAGCGCCACUUGGAUACGCUGCAGGACCAAUUGGAGUAAAUGCUGGAUACCCAGCCGGUGGAGCGCAAGGUGGAGCUUCAGGAUACCAGGCCGGUCCAGCUGUCGGAGGCGGAGACGCUGGAUAUCAAGCCGUAGGAGCUCAGGGAGGAGCUGGAGGAGCUUAUCAGGGAGGACCACAGGGAGGAGGUGCCGGAUACCAAGCCGGACCACCCCAUGGAAUUGCUGGAGGAGCUGAAACCUACCGCCCAUUAAUUGGAGGGCAACAAUCCGGAUACCAGCAGGGACCAGCCCCGAUCGCUCCAAUCGCUCCAGCCCCAGCUCAAACCAACUACCAGCAAGGACCAGUGUCUAGCAUCCAAGUCACUUCGGUCUCUUCUGGAGGACAGUACAACCCACCAGUUCAACAGAGCGUCGAGCCAGUCGCCACUUACACCCAGGGGCCGAUCUCAACCCCAGUUGAGGUCGCUCCAGAAGCACCACCACCGGCACAAGAAACACAAGCUGUCGCAGUCGCACCAGAACCACAAUCACAAGUUCAACCAGAGCCUGAACCCAUCCAGGAAGUUGCAGAGGUCACUGAGGCUCCAGCCGUUGUUGAGACCGAAGCCCCGGCUGUUGUCGAGCCAGAACCAGUGGCAGAGGUUGCCACUGAAGCACCAGCUGCUCCAGAACCAGUUCAGGAGACUCAAGCUCCAGUUGAAACUGUUGAAGCCAAGGAGGAGAGCACCUAUGACGAUAUCGUAGAGGAACAGCCAGCUGCCACCGAAGCCGCCCCAGCUACCGCUGAAUCAUCAGACAAUGUUGAGCAGACCAAUGACACCGUUGAGUACGCCGACGAGGAAGGCGAAGAAGCCGCUGGCGACGAGGGCAAUUGCGACGAUCCAGAAUUGCGAGCGAUCGUUGAAGCCGCACUUAAGAAUGAGAAGGACAACCUAGAGGCCGCGCGUAAGAUCGAAGGAGACGCCUCAGCGAAAUUCGGCGGACGAUUCAAUGCCAUCGUUUCCGACGCCGAGUUUGCCUACGUCAAUUGGUACGGAAAGCGCAACUGUCAGCUUCGAUAUGAAAGCCGACACUCGCUCACCUGGGAGGAUUAA